Helobdella robusta is the source of this 246-nucleotide messenger RNA. RefSeq lists its product as hypothetical. The transcript has a single exon. The record is from RefSeq and is a predicted model, not a curated record. The coding region runs from base 1 to 246 and encodes 81 amino acids. Gene Ontology annotation, molecular function: protein binding. Lineage: Eukaryota; Metazoa; Annelida; Clitellata; Rhynchobdellida; Glossiphoniidae.
AUGGUAGUCAGUCAACGUCAGAAACGAAGAUCCAGACUUGACCCUUCAAAAAUUGAUGUGGACAACAUGGACGGAAGCGAAAAUGUUUCUGUGGUUGAUCGACUUACGGGCAAGAAGAUCACAGGUGCCAAGGCUCCUCCUAUCAAGCACCUUCAGGAGUGGCUCGUGAGGAAUCCAACUUAUGACGUUGAUCCAAAGUGGUCGCACAUUGUUGCAGCUAGGGUUAGUACUGCUCUGAUUUUCUAA